Molecule: messenger RNA, 726 nt
Organism: Acanthosepion pharaonis
Lineage: Eukaryota; Metazoa; Mollusca; Cephalopoda; Sepiida; Sepiidae
Source: the annotation of a GenBank genome assembly
AUGAAUCAUUUGGCAAACAUUUGUUGUUUUUCUUUUGUUUUGAGGGGAACUUUGUUUCUUUAUGUUUUUGUUUUUUUUCUUCAAGGGUCAAAGCAAUUUGACCAGUCUCUCUCUCUCUCUUUCUCUCGUGCUCUUUCUCUCGUGUUUCUUUCUCUGUUUUCUUUCUCGUGUUCUUUUUUCUCGUGCUUUUUCUCGUGUACUUUUCUCGUGCUUUUCUCUCGUGCUCUUUCUCUCGUGCUCUCUCUCUCGUGCUCUUUCUCUAGUGCUCUCGUGCUCUUUCUCUCGUGCUCUUUCUCUCGUGCUCUUUCUCUCGUGCUCUUUCUCUCGUGCUCUCUCUCUCGUGCUCUUUCUCUAGUGCUCUCGUGCUCUUUCUCUCGUGCUCGUGCUCUCUUUCUCUCGUGCUCUCUUUCUCUCGUGCUCUCUUUCUCUCGUGCUCUCUUUCUCUUGCUCUCUUUCUCUCUUUCUCUUUCUCUCUUUCUUUCUCUCUCUCUCUCUCUUCUCUCUCUCUCUCCCUAUUGCCCUCUUUCUCUCUCUCUCGUGUGCCCUCUUUCUCUCUCUCUCUCGUGUGCCCUCUUUCUCUCUCUCUCUCGUGUGCCCUCUUUCUCUCUCUCUCUCGUGUGCCCUCUUUCUCUCUCUCUCUCUCGUGCCCUCUUUCCUUCUUUCUUUCUCUCUCUCUCCCGUGCCCUCUUUCUCUCUCUCUCUCUCUCACUUUUAAACAAUGUUUAA